Schistocerca gregaria is the source of this 696-nucleotide messenger RNA. RefSeq lists its product as uncharacterized. The transcript has 6 exons. Bases 86 to 643 code for a protein of 185 amino acids. Gene Ontology annotation, cellular component: COPII vesicle coat; endoplasmic reticulum exit site. Gene Ontology annotation, biological process: vesicle organization; intracellular protein transport; membrane organization. Lineage: Eukaryota; Metazoa; Arthropoda; Insecta; Orthoptera; Acrididae. Gene Ontology annotation, molecular function: GTPase activity; GTP binding. The record is from RefSeq and is a predicted model, not a curated record.
ACAAUCCUAGCGAUCGCAUUGGAUGUGGUAUCAGUUGGUGUUUCACCCCGCUCUGUAGCUAGGGUAGCAUUCAGGAUUCCCCAGAAUGUUUGUAUUCGACUGGUUUUGGUCAGUUCUGAGUGCGCUGGGACUAUACCAGAAAAAUGCAAAAAUCGUGUUUCUAGGACUAGACGACGCGGGCAAGACAACGCUAUUGCACAUGCUUCGUGACAAUCACUUGUCAGUACACUUUCCCACGCAAAAGCCCACAAUGGAAGAACUGACAAUAGGAUCUAUCAAAUUCAGAGCCUAUGAUAUGGGCGGGCACCUCCAAGCUCGAAAAAUUUGGAAAGAGUAUUUCCUGGAAGUCAAUGCGGUCGUCUUUCUGGUAGAUACCAGCAAUCCUGCGAGGUUUCCGGAGUGCAAGAAGGAGCUGGACAGUCUCCUAGAGGCCGAGGAGUUGAGAAAGGUUCCAUUUGCCAUUUUGGGGAACAAAAUCGACAACUUGAAUUCGGUCACGGAAGAGGAACUUCGGCGCGCGCUCGGCCUGAUGCAGACAUACAAUCAGGCGACCUACGCGAGACCGAUAGAGGUGUUCAUGUGUUCGGUGGUCAAGAGAAUUGGGUACAAAGAAGCGUUCAAUUGGUUAUCACAGCUUAUUUGACAAAUGGGGAUGCGGACUGGCAAAGUAAAAAGUGUGUAGCGUUCAGAAAAGGA